GGGGGGAGACUAUCUCUGUAGUGUACUGUGUGAGUGACAGAUGCGGGGCCCAACAGCGCGUUUAAUGCAGAAUGAAAGCCUUUUUUAGCCUUGAAAUGACUAAGUACCAAGGAAACUAUGCAAAAGUGGAUUGUACAAAAUAUUCUUGGAUCAAGUGAUCAUGAGUUUACACUGGCUUAGCAGUAGGAUAAAUGCUGCGCUGCCAUGUGGGGAUACCUGAGCUUGCUCUGAACAAGCUGUACCAGGAGCUGCAAGGGCCAGUAUGGCUGCAGAAUGCGUAUACUGUGGUUGCUUCACUGCUUUCCUCUGCCCACACUGUUUCACCUUGUUGUUUUUCUCCAAAUUUUCAGUCUUGUAGCCACUCCAUCAUGUGAGGCUUCGUACUUUGUCGCUAAUACUUACGAGCUCUAGUCAGGAUAUAUCUCCCGGUACCUCCUAGAAUCACAUUUCCUGUUUUCCAAGCCAAAUCAGCCUAGUUCUGCAUUUCUUUUCUAUUUCUCAGUACUAGCAGCCUGUGACGAACCUCUGGUAUCAUCAUGCAGAGUUACUUACUUUUGUACCAUGUGCAGUGUUUCUUUCCCCAGGGCACACCACUCGACCUUUUAAAUGAAUUGUCUCCGUUUGUCUUGCCUUGCGUCAGCAGCAGCAACAGGACAUAGACUUCGGCUGUAUUUUUCAUAACUGCGUGAAGCCAGAAAUCUUAACGGAUGCCUGUGCCACCGCCGCCACCACCACCUCCUCCUCCACCGCCUCCACCGCCUUCUGGAGGGCCCCCUCCGCCACCGCCUCUGGCAAGUUCAGAGAUACCAAAAUUGCGAAAGGAAGACCAAAAAGCACGAAACGCGCUCUUAGCUGAUAUCCAGCAGGGAACUCGCUUAAGAAAAGUGACUCAAAUCAAUGACCGCAGCGCACCACAGAUUGAAAAACCCAAAGGAGCAAACAGAGAUGGAGUUAAUUCAGCCAUUAAUAAAGGUGGCUCUCAGCAGCCUCUGGGAGGCUUGUUUGCUGGUGGCUUUCCUGUUCUCAGACCAGCAGGCCAGAGGGACGUGACGGCUGGGAGGCCUGGGCAGCUUCCUGGAGUCCGAGCAGCGGCUCCCAGGACCUCCAACCCACCGAGCAGCAGCGCUGCGAAGGCGAGCAGCAUCCCCUCACACCCAGCUGAAGGCCCAAGGGCAGCCAUCCUACCGGAGCCUCCCAGCACCUCCAGAGCCGCAGCCAGCCCCGGGCGGCCCAGCCUGCCCGCUCCCCCUCCGCCGCCUCCUGCUUCCAGCAAACCUUCCCUCACUUUCCCCCCUCCUCCCCCUCUCCCACCUCCGGCCGAGCGCCCUCCCAAGGGGGUCUCCCCCAACGCUGCUCCUCCACCCCCACUCCCACCUCCUCAGGCUGACAAACCCACCAAGUUUCAAGGGGGUGCUGCACACUCGCUCCCCGCUCCUCCUCCUCCUCCUCCGCUGCCCCUCGUGCCCCCCUGCGGGUUUCCCAGCAGGACAACCGAUUUCUCCGCUGCUGCUUCCUCUCCACCUGAAGGAAGGGACUGUCCACCUCCCACACCACCACCACCACCUCCUCCUCCACCCCACACGCACUCCUUGACCUCAAACAGGCUCUCCUUUCCACCCUCCCCAGCCUUUAGCACAGCUCUUAGCACUGCUGACAUGCCCCCUCCACUGCCCCCCAAGUCUCCCCACCUGCUGUCACAGUUCCAUAAGCCAAGCAGUAUCCAGUCCAUGCCGCUUCCUCCCCCCCCCGGCCUCCCCCAGCCCCCAGGGAUGGUGGAGACCAGGAAGAAGAGACCUGGCCGAGGCGCAGGAACCGGUGCUGGGAAGCUAGUCACACCUCCACAGCCACCAGCAAGAUCGCCAACAACUGAACUUACGAGCAAGUCUGGAGUCUCAGCCUGGGCUACAGCUCAUGACCCCUACCCACCACUUAAAAACGGAAAUAUGCACAUCAUUGAUGACUUCGAAUCUAAAUUCACUUUCCAUUCUGUGGAAGACUUUCCCCCACCUGAUGAAUUCAAGCCAUUUCAGAAAAUAUACCCCAGCAAGAUAGCUAGAGAUCCCUCUAAAAAUCCUCCAUUAAGAACACACGUGAGAUGAGAAGAGUCUUCUGAUCCUGUCUGGAUUAAUAUUAAAAAAGAACAACAUGAAGAUAACAUAUAAAACAGAAGGGGUCCCCAAUACAGUGAUAGAGAUUAUAUUUGAAUUGCAAGUGCUGCAACGUUAACAUUUCUACAAACUGGAAAAGCAAUCUAAAUGACGCUUUUUGAACUGGGCUACAUACUACAGGAAUGCUACUACAGGCUUUUAAAUUAUUGUAUAUAGGUGGAUAUUUUUUAAGCAAAGCAGCAUAAAAGUUAAAUUCUUUGUAGUGUUGAAACGAUACUUAUUCUUAUCAUGCUGACAGAUGUUACCUCAGAAUACUUUUUGCAUUACGUGCCUGUAGUUCAUUUUUUCCCUCUUCAACCAUCAUUUUUAAUUUUUUUGGAAAUUCUCCAGUUAUUAUUGAGACAUUUUUCAAUGAAUUAUCAGAAACUAACGUGCUACCAUUAGUCCCUUUGUAUGUUUCUUCACUUCUUCUAUUCUGCCUGUCCUCAGAUUGCAUCAGAAUGUCACUUUGAUGAACAGAUGGGCCCACAAUCCUUUUCUCAUCAAGCACGAAGAGGAAAGAGAUGACAAGGAGCUGUGGCUGCUGUUGAGCCUCCCUCCUAUUGGUUACACAUCCUUAUAGGAUAGCCUCUGAAGAAGCCCAGCUGGGUAGGGUGGUCAUGGACUUGACAAAGAAGACAGAACUUUUCCAAACUGAAGGAAAAGAAAGUUGUUCUACUAGAAGGAAAAAAAAAAUGGUGUAUGUGAAUAUACAUGCCAUGAAGUAUGUAUGUAAGGGGCACGUGUCUUGUAUUUUCCUGCUGGCAAAGUGGGUAUUUACGUUUGUGUGACAGACUGUCUUUACCCAGCAAUUAGGAGGCCUUUGGAUGAGGAGUCCAACACCUAAAUUUUGAACAGGCAACUAGAGCUACUGUCGUUCAGCCAGCGCAGCAGUGAGGAUUCAUUGUCCAAAAUACACCACAUGGAACAAGCAGUCCCCAAAGUUGUUGUUCCCUUGAAUAGAGUUGGUUAAAAAAAGUAACAGCCUAGCAGUGGACAAGACUUGAGCUUCUGCUUUUAAAAUGCAGCCUGGAGUAAGGUCUUUGGAUCACAGCUGUUCGGAUCUGAUCAUAAGAUGUCUAUUUCCGGCAAGAAUUACCCUUAUUUUUGUGCAUUUCACUGCAUUAAGAGGAGUGUUGCUAGCAGGUUGAGGGAGGUGAUCCUUCCCCUCUGCUGUGCACCGGUGAGGCCACACUUGGGAGUACUGUGUCCAGUUCUGGGCUCCCCAGUACAAAAGAGACAUGGACAUACUGGACAGAGUCAGACAAAGGCCCACUAAGAUGAUGAAGGGACUGGAGCAUCUCUCCUAUGAGGAAAGGCUGAGAGAACUGGGACUAUUCAGCCUGCAGAAGAGAAGACUCAGAGGGACUCUCAUCAAUGUGUAUAAAUAUCUGAAGGGAAGGUAUAAAGAUGGAGCCAGGCUCUUCUCAGUGGCACCCAGUGGCAGGACCAGAGACAAUGGACACUAACUGAAACACAGGAGGCUCCAUCUGAACAUGAGGAAAUACUUUUUCACUGUGGGCGUGACUGAGCACUGGCACAGGUUGCCCAGGUACGCUGUGGAGUCUCACCCCUUAGAGAUGGUCAGAAGCUGUCCGGAUGUGGGUCCUGGGCAACAGGCUGCAGGUGGCCCUGCUUGAGCAGGGGAUGUUGGACCACACGACCUGCAGCCAUCUUUGCUUCCCCCAUCUUGUAGCUUUCCUGGGUUCCUGCACUUGGGUCACAACAAUGCCACGCAACACUACAGGCUUGGGGAAGAGUGGUUGAAAAGCUGCACGGCAGAUGGUUGAUAGCCAGCUGAAUGAGCCAGCAGUGUGUCCAGGUAGCCAAGGCAGCCAGUAGCAUCCUGACUUCUAUCAGAAAUAGUGUGGCCAGCAGGACUAGGGAAGUGAUUUUCCCCCUGUACUCAGCACUGGUGAGGCCGCACCUUGAAUACUGUGUUCAGUUUUGGGACCCUCACUACAAGAAAGACAUUGAGGUGCUGGAGCGUGUCCAGAGAAGGGCACAAAAGCUCGUGAGGGGUCUAGAGCACAAGUCCUGUGAGGAGUGGCUGAGGGAACUGGGGUUGUUUAUCCUGGAGACAAGGAGGCUGAGGGGAGACCUUGUCACUGUCUACAACUACCUGAAAGGAGGUUGUAGCCAGGUGGGGGUCAGUCUCUUCUCCCAAGUAACAAGCAAUAGGACGAGAGGAAACUGCCUCAAUUUGCCAAGGGGAGGUUUAGAUUCAAGAGUGGGAGAAUUUUCUUCACUUAUCAACCAUUGAACAGGCUGCCCAGGAAAGUGGUUGAGUCACCAUCCCUGAAGGUAUUUAAAAGACAGGUAGACGUGGCACUGAGGGACGUGGUUUAGUGGUGGACUUGGCAGUAUUAGGUUAACAGUUGGACUUGAUGAUUUUAAAGGUCUUUUCCAACCUAAAUGAUUCUGUAAUUCACCAGCUUGCAAAAGGGCACUGCUGUUCCACGAUGAGCCUGGUGCUAACAGCCAGGCUAUUUACAGUUAUGACAUUAAUUUAUAUAAUUGCCAUAAAUUCCCCUCAGCUGCAGCUGUAAUAACAUUAUAGAUCACAGGUGAAGAUCUUUCCCCACAGCCAUACCUUUGAACAAAACUAUUUGGAAAAGACAGGUAACUGCAUCUUUACAUAUCUCUGCUUUUCUCUUAGUUCUUGCAACAGCUCAGUUGUGCUACAGCUCCUGCUCCCACACACAUGAACGCUCAUGGUGUGGAGAUGGUGUAAGGGUGAGAAUCUCUUUACCUGUAGGACUCUAAGAACGCAUCAUUAGUCUUUUUCUAGCCUAUUAUACCACCUUGCUGUACAUCAUGUGAAAAGAAAAAAAAACACUGAUGCUUUGACCAAUGCUUACUAUCACUGUCAUUAUUAUAGUUACUUGAUAAAUAUGCAUGAAUAUAUUAAUAAGCAGAGGUCAGCAUAUACAUUGCUUUUCAAACAACUGGGAGAGUUUAAUACUGCUUUGAAGAAUAUUUUGUUAUAGUACUAUUAAAGGUGACUUAUUGUUGGUUCUCAUUUGUUCUGGAACUUGUGUACUACUAUGUAAUAAGUACCUUCAUAAGGAUUUUAAAACUACUUAAUGCUAGACUACGUGCCUGAAGAUACCUAAAGGAGAAAAAAAUUUACUCCUGUUUUUAUUACGAUUAGGGGUACUUUAGAAGUAAACAGCAUUUUUCAGGGAUUAAAUUAGAAACCCUGUGAAUAUUUGCAAGCGUUGGUGAAGUGUUAUUUCCAUAUAUACUGAAUUGUUCAAGAUCCAUUGAAGCUUCUGAAGUUGCUAUUAGCUGGAGAUAGAGAGAAUCACACUGGCUGUCACCCCGCAGCAGCUGGUCCCAACUAGUCCCACUAUGUCCUUCCACUGAGCCACAGCUGUGCUCAAGACCACUGGAAGGU
Messenger RNA from Chroicocephalus ridibundus (black-headed gull), 5547 nucleotides. RefSeq names its product WAS/WASL interacting protein family member 3 (gene WIPF3). NCBI's taxonomy places the organism in Eukaryota, Metazoa, Chordata, Aves, Charadriiformes, Laridae. The record is from RefSeq and is a predicted model, not a curated record. Gene Ontology annotation, molecular function: actin binding. The transcript has 8 exons. Bases 708 to 2099 code for a protein of 463 amino acids.